UGUGACAGCCUCUUCCUUAGUAACGGUUGCUGUGUUCGUCAGCCAUGGCAAACUGCUCCAAACUUACGCGUCUCGUCGUAAAGUUUUUAUAAAUUGUUCACUUAUCCCUCAUUAAAUACAUACACAUUAUAUCAUGAAGAAACUUCAUCAUCAGCAGCAGACAGAAAAGAGAAUUGCUCUUAUCUGCAGACAGGAUGGAAUACGAGAUGACACAAUUCAACAGAUAAAAGCAGAAAAUUUGUACAAGUUUCGUAACAACUUAGAAAACUUAGUUGAAGAAAAAAGAUUUAAUCGUCGUCUUGCCCUUGAAGCAAAGGAAAGAGAAUUAGAAGAAAAUCUUGAAUACAAAACACAGAUGCGCCAUCAGCUGCAGCAGCAAGAACAACAAGCUGAGAGCCUUGCCAAAGAAUUAAAGAGACGAAAUGACGAAGUGUUCCGUGAUGAGAAGUUGCGCCAGCAGAUCAGACAAAACAGCUUAGAAAUUCGAGAGCUUGAAGAGAAAUUAAAGCUGGGCUAUUUAAAUAAAGUGCGUGCUGCUCAAAUAGCAGAGAAGCUGGCUAAUAAAUCUGACUCUCAGAAAGCUGAUGACAUGUUGGUGCAGGAAAUGAGAGACAACCUGAAGCGUGCUGAAGAAGAGGAUCAGAUGAAAGAGGAACAGCGUGUGCUGGAGAAACGACGCUACCAGGAGCAGUUGGAUCAGCAGAUGGAAGAACAAAAAGAGAAGAAACGACUCAUGUAUGAGGAGUUUUUGAAAGAGAAGCUUAUGAUUGAUGAAAUUGUGCACAAGAUUCACGAAGAGGACCAAAAGGAACGAGAAUGUGAAUUAGAAAAGAAAAGGGUCACCCAAGCCUAUAUUGAAGAGUAUCUGCAAAGCCGAGAAGCUUGGAAAGCUGAAGAAAAGCAAAAAAUGGAAGAAGAAAACCAAAGGAUUAUGGAAUUCAGUCGUCUUGUGGAUGACCGAGAGAAUAGGUUUUUACAAGAGAAGGCGGAAAGAGAUGCUGUCCAAGCUAGAAUUUAUCAAGCUUUAUCUGAGAAAAUUACUGAGCGUGAACAAUCUGAGAAAGAAUUGGAAAGAAUACGUCUGGAGUUGCACUUUGAAGAACAAGAAGAAAAGACCAGACAAAAUGAAAAAGCUGCCUUGGAAAAGAAAUUACGACAAAGGCUUGAACUUCAAAAGAUGAAUGAAGAACAGUUGAGUAUGAAAGCUCUGAAAAAGAUGACCGAAGAUGAAGAAGAGAGGAUGUUCCAUGAUGAGAUGAUGGCUAAAUUUGCUGAAGAUGACCGACUGGAGCAGAUGAACGCACAAAAACGACGCAUGAAGAUACAGGAACACAAGCGAGCUAUUGAAAGAUUGAUUGCAGAGAAGAGGGAGAAAAUUGCUCGAGAGAAGGAAGAGGAUGAAAUGGAACAGAAAAUGUUGCAAGAAAUGGAAAAUGAACGGCAAAAAAUCAUUGAAGAAGAAAGACAAAAAUUACUGCAAGAGCAUGCCUCUAAAUUACUUGGUUACUUACCAAAGGGAGUAAUAAAAGGACCAAAAGAUCUUGAAAACCUUGGAGCCUAUUUUCAGGAGGCUUACAGUAAACGCAGUGAAGAUCCUUUAGAAUAAUCCUAAUUAUGAAGUGUGAAAUUUGAAGGGAUAAAAACAAUAACAGAAUUGAUGAAAAUCAGAAAACAGGUAAAAUUAAAAAAGAAACUAUGAACUGCAGAGAUGAGCAGGAUUAGGAUUAUCUUAAAUCUCACUGAAUGUUUUUUGUUUUUGUUUUUGAAUUAAAUCUCUAUUCUUUUUGCUUUA
This is a messenger RNA of Octopus sinensis (East Asian common octopus), 1792 nucleotides long. Its product is annotated as meiosis-specific nuclear structural protein 1. Bases 134 to 1606 code for a protein of 490 amino acids. The record is from RefSeq and is a predicted model, not a curated record. The transcript has 11 exons. Gene Ontology annotation, cellular component: motile cilium. Gene Ontology annotation, biological process: cilium organization. NCBI's taxonomy places the organism in Eukaryota, Metazoa, Mollusca, Cephalopoda, Octopoda, Octopodidae.